Aspergillus homomorphus CBS 101889 is the source of this 1603-nucleotide messenger RNA. RefSeq names its product S-adenosyl-L-methionine-dependent methyltransferase. The transcript is spliced from 3 exons. Bases 112 to 1515 code for a protein of 467 amino acids. NCBI's taxonomy places the organism in Eukaryota, Fungi, Ascomycota, Eurotiomycetes, Eurotiales, Aspergillaceae. The record is from RefSeq and is a predicted model, not a curated record. Gene Ontology annotation, molecular function: O-methyltransferase activity.
AUGAAACCACUGUUUGCAUUAUCUAUAUUCAUAUUCAUGUACAUACAAAUACUCGACCUGGUGGCUUAGUGUCCCACUCUACCACAUUCAUGACCUCGAACAGCAAGCAGAAUGGCAUUACGACUUCUUUCCUCCCGAGGCUUCACGGCGCGACGUGGUCAGCUUCGGCCAAUUUGUGGUGGUAGUUAUGGCAGUCAACUAUGUCUUCGGACCUAUUCUUCGCCAGCCCAUCCACCCAGGAACAGCGUCACGGAAUUGCUCGAGAAGGCUCAGGCUGCCACCAAAGUUUACCUCGACUAUGUGAAGUCCCAGGGUCUCCCCGAACCAUCGUACCAACACGGCGAGGGAUUGGAUCCCAUGCGUCCGCUGCCUCGGGACGUGCAGAUCGCGAAAGAGGACGCCAUCGAGGCGACGUACGAGCUUCACCACCUCCUGCUAGGUCCGAUGGGGCUGUUGUUCACCGCACCAGGCGACCAACCACUGCUUAUGACCCUGCAAUACAUCUACCGCUACCGGCUUGCCGCACACGUUCCCUUAGAAGGUACCGUCACUUUCGAGGAGCUCUCCAAGAUCACCCAGCUCAACAUCAAGGACGUGACCCGCUUCCUGCGUGUUGCUAUCAGCCGACAUAUAUUCAACGAGCCAAAGAAGGGGGUGGUUGAGCAUACUGCCACGUCGAAGCUGCUUGUUGACAACCCUAUGAUCGAAGCCUGGCUGCUAAACAUCGCCCAAGAAUUUUGGCCCGCCUUCGCGCGCACCGUCGACGCAACGGAAAAGUGGCCGGGAUCCGAGGAACCAAAUGAAACUGGCUAUGCUCUCGCGCAUGGGACCACCUCACACCCUUUUGAUGAGAUCCGCAAACAUCCCGCCCGUCAUGAGCAGUUCAUCACCGCCAUGCGCUUCUCUCACCUCCACCCCGACUAUCACCUCACGCACCUGCUCAACAAUUACGACUUUGACCGUCGCAGGACGAAGGAUACCACCACCACCACGGUUGUCGACAUCGGUGGCUCCAACGGCGAGGUGAGCACCGCCAUUGCUGAGCGCUAUCCGGACGUUCGGUGCAUCGUGCAGGAUCUGCCCGACACGAUCGCAGGCCUGGCAGCCCGGGUGCCCGCCGCCGUGGCCGAGCGCGUCACCGGCAUGGCCCACGACUUCCUGACUCCGCAGCCCGUGUUCGGCGCUGAUGUUUACUUAUUACGCUGGAUCCUGCACGACUGGUCCGACACUUACGCCGUCAAGAUUCUUCGCAAUCUUACCCCCGCGCUCAAGCCCGGCGCUCGCGUCGUGGUCAAUGAUAUCUGUAUUCCCGAACCCGGAGUGCUAGGCCCCAAGGCCAAUCGCGAUCUACGCUAUAUGGAUAUCGCGAUGAAAUCAUUUAACAAUGCCCGUGAACGCGACGCCGAGACCUGGGAAGCUUUGUUCACCGAGGCGCAUCCUCAAUACCGGUUUCUUGGGGUGACGGUGCCUGUUGGAGCGCGGAUGGCCAUCAUUGAGGCUGAGUGGGUUGGGUGAAGAGGCGAUAUUUAAAAUGUUCCGUGCUGUCUCGUUUGUUAUGUACAGUACCGUACCAAGUAUUCCUGUUUCAAGUGAAGAAUACGGC